Diversispora eburnea is the source of this 498-nucleotide messenger RNA. Lineage: Eukaryota; Fungi; Glomeromycota; Glomeromycetes; Diversisporales; Diversisporaceae. The record is from the annotation of a GenBank genome assembly.
AUGGCGUCACUUCUUUAUGGAAGUCAAACAAUCACAAUAUAUAGAAAGUCAAGAUGUAUACGUUCUAUAGAUAUUAUUACAAUAUUAAUUAUAUCUAGUUGUGGUUCUGGUUUUAAUCCAAUCGAAUUACGUGCCAUUUCUGCGAGAGCCUGGAGCGAAUUGAAAAACUACCCUCCACAUUUUCGCAGUCACUUCUCUAGAAUGGCCAAUAUGACUAAUGAUUAUUUUGAAAAUAAUCCUGGCGCUUCAUCCUUUCAAUUAUCAAAUACUUAUAGAACAACACCAUUGAGAAUCACAACAUCAGACGCAUCACGCUUACAACGAGCGCUUGUUGACUUACCCACGCCUAGGUCAUUAGAAGAAGCUGAGUCAAUGUUGUAUAAUAGGAAUAUGCCUAUUCCUACAGAAAGCACUCCGAUCGUUCACGAAAGUGAUAAUACACCUGACAAUUUAUUUGCUUCCAUGUUGACUGAAGGGUCUGCUUCGCCAUUUUAUUAA